AUGUGUCUUCAUGAAUCCAAUAUUCCGUUCGAUAAAUCAUUCGUUGCUUCCAUUUGCUCAGCCAGAUUACCUGCCGUGGGGGAAAAAGCCGUGACGGCUCCAUUUGCUUCAGGUAGUAUAUCAAAAGCAACCUCAAAUGUGGAUGAUGAAUAUCUGGCCACAUCUUCUGCUGAUCAAAUGACAGAAAGCGCGAUUGAAAAUGACCAGAAAUCCAAGGGAACUCUAGAAUUUGCAGACGAUAUCGACGACGGACCUCCAGUUUUCACACGAGCGGAGGCUUCCCUGGAGCCGCUUGCUCACUCCACAUCAGGUCUUCAAAGUUUUCUUCAUGAAAUUGAGAACGUCCUUAAUUGGAUUUCCACGGACUGA
Molecule: messenger RNA, 369 nt
Organism: Ascoidea rubescens DSM 1968
Lineage: Eukaryota; Fungi; Ascomycota; Saccharomycetes; Ascoideales; Ascoideaceae
Exons: 1
Coding region: 1-369 (122 amino acids)
Source: RefSeq, a predicted model, not a curated record